Molecule: messenger RNA, 2941 nt
Organism: Athalia rosae (coleseed sawfly)
Lineage: Eukaryota; Metazoa; Arthropoda; Insecta; Hymenoptera; Athaliidae
Product: kinesin-like protein KIF6
Exons: 14
Coding region: 428-2914 (828 amino acids)
Biological process (GO): microtubule-based movement
Cellular component (GO): kinesin complex; microtubule
Molecular function (GO): microtubule motor activity; microtubule binding; ATP hydrolysis activity
Source: RefSeq, a predicted model, not a curated record
GGAAUUUCGUAUGGAAGAAAUUCCCGUCGGAAUUUUUCCAGGAGUUUUUUUUUCGCGCCCAGAGCUGCGCCUGAUGGUACGUGACUCGAGUUGCAGGCUCGAUUGCGGCGAAGAGACGUUAAAAAGUUGACCGAUUUUUCCAUCGCGAUCGAAUCCGUUUCUGGAUUCCUGAUAACCUUUUUGGAAAAUUCAUAAUUCUCGAAAAAUGAGUCGAGAAAAGUAAAGAGAAGGGAAAGAGUCCUUUUGAAAAUCGAGGACCAGCUGCGCGAAAAUGAAAAACUUUCGUACGAAAGAGGGUGCAAUGGCGUGAAAAAAGCAGACGACAAUUGAAGGACAAAAUUGAAAAAUUCCGUUGAAACUUUACACGUACGUACAGCGUAUAUUUUUUUUUCGUCCACACGUAAAAUCUGGGUAAAUUUCAAGCAGGAUGGUCAAAAACGAUAUAAAAGUAUUCGCGCGGCUGAAGCCGGAAGCGAGGGAAAAAAAUAUUGUGAACUACCAGAUACAUCGUCGACCAAAAAAAAACGUCGAGGAAGAUUAUCUGGUUUUGACCGGUCAUCAGAAAUCCACUAACGAGUACAUCAAUAAUCGACCGGAAUCUUGGAACUUUGCGUUUCACAAAAUUUUCGACGUCGACGUCAAGCAGGAUGAUAUUUUCGAAAAAGUUGCACGACCGAUCGUACAGAGCGUUCUCAACGGAUACAACGCGACGAUAUUCGCAUACGGUCAGACCGGUAGUGGUAAAACAUUCUCGAUAACGGGUGAUACGGAACUUUACGACGAGCGAGGCGUUUUGCCGAGAACGAUUCAGUACCUUUUCCAGACCAUUAAAAAGAAUCCAGAGAACUUGUACUCCGUAGAAAUUGCCUAUCUUGAGAUAUACAACGAAAACGGCUACGAUCUAUUAGAUCCGAAACACGAGGUCGUCACGAAACUGGAAGACCUACCUCGCGUAACCAUUCAGGAGGACGAAACCGGUAGACUUCAUUUGAAAAAUCUUUGCUUUCGGUGUGUCGAGAACGAAAAGGAAGCGCUGGAUUUGCUGUUUCUGGGUGACACCAACAGAGCGAUAUCCGAGACGCCGAUGAACCCGCAAUCGUCCCGAUCACAUUGUAUAUUUACGAUCGCCGUAUCCGUCAAACAAUCCGGAGCUCAGCACCUCAGCAAAGCGAAAAUGCAUCUGGUCGAUCUCGCCGGAUCAGAACGAGUCUACAAAUGCUGUAUUUCCGGCAGCAUUUUGACCGAGGCGAAGCAUAUAAACUUGAGCUUACACUACCUGGAACAGGUGAUCGUCUGUCUUGGUCAGCAGAAUGUGAACCACAUACCUUACAGAAAUUCCCUACUAACGGCUAUCCUGAGGGAUAGUCUUGGCGGCAACUGCCUCACCACUAUGCUAGCCACGUUGAGCCUGAAUACGUCGAAUUUAGAGGAAACUAUCUCAACGUGUAGAUUCUCCCAGAGAGUCGCGCUUAUUAAAAACGACGUAAAUCUUGUACUCGAAAGGAACCCGGAAGACGAGAAUAAAUUUUUAAAAAUUGAAGUUCAAAGACUCAAGAACCAGAUUGCCCAGCUGACAAAACGGCCGAUAAGCGAGGAACUCACGCAGGUGGAAAAGCAGGAUUUGGAUCUACAGGUCCUGAAUUUUGUGAAAUCGGGAGAACCGAUUGAAUUGGUUAGCGGUGAUGAUAGAAAAAUGAAAUAUUGUCUGGAAAUCUUACAAGAUAAAUUCAAAACUCGAAACGGUGAAGAGCAUAACUUUUCCCGAGAUAUUAAGGACUUGAAUUAUUAUCGAAAUCUGAUCGUUCAACGAGACAAAGAAAUUUCCGUUCUUAUCGACAUGCUGAAAGUAGCCAGAAAAAAUUCCUCCGAGAAGUCAAAAAACGUACAAGAAAACGGGGAGUCUCUUUCGUCCGAAAACUCCGGCGAUCGGGAUAAGGAUAAAAUCAGCCCAAGGAUAUUGGUGAUAGCGAAACGGAUGCGUCUCAGAGAAAUAAUAACGAAGGCUAGGUCGAUCGCGGAUUUGAUAAGGAAGGGCAAGGCCUCGAUCGGUGAGAACAAAGCCAAUAAACUCGCGAGGGAUAACGAGGGUGGCAAAAAUCUUUCAAAGAUUUAUUUCAGAAGAAAAGAUUUUCUAUUCUCUGUUCCACCAGCUCUCGAUCUUCGCGGUUCGCGUUUGGUUGCAGGCGAUCUGAGAACGCGGAUCGGCGAGGGAGCGCCCCUACCGACCGGAGCCGCCGAUAUUCGAUUGCUGCGCGAAAAUUUACGCGACGAACAAUCGAGAUUAGCCAAUAAUCUAGCUCUGCUCAAGAUUCUUAAAUCAGAAGCUACCGAGUUGAAAAGCGAACUGUCGAGGGAGGGAUCGAGCGAUCUUCCGGACGACGGUACCGAGGGCCUCGAAACUGCUCGGAAUCUAGCGGCGAACGUACCACCAAAUGCCGAAGUUGGAUUCGCGAAUACGGCGGACAAAAAUUGUAAUCCGCAGUUGUCGGAAUGGAAUCAACCGGCUCUUGGGAAGGAUAUCGAUCCCGAAACUCGUCGCAUAAAUUCCGGCGAUUCGCGAACGGUGGAUAAUUUCACGGGCGAGAUCAUCGCCGUAUCCGAAACUCCUCUCGGUGGAGAAAGUAGCGAAUCUAGCUCGGGGGCCUCGACGCUCGACGCGAAAAACGCGCGCCCGACGAACGGCGGCGAAAUAAAUGUCGAAAAAGAAUCGGACGAUCUUACAGGCGAUCGGCCGAGAGAGUCGACACCGGUCGUUCCCGGUGAUAAUGAACGAUCGAAGAAAAUCGGGGGGAGCCAAACUGCGCUUGACGAGGACGAUGAGUUCAUGAAAUCCUUACCGCUCACGGGCGAUCCGGAAAUAGACGAAGAAAUCAUCGCCUUUUACCGGGCAAAGAGGUCCGGCGGAACUUAUUGAACAUUGCUCCUUUUUAUUCAUUUAUUC